AUGCUGAACAUACCUGAAGACCUCGGCGCUCCCGAUGGAUACAGCUUUCGUCCCCAUCCCACGGGGUCGAGCUCGAGCGGCGGCCACGGCGAACCCGUGUACCCGCCCGCCGCGUUCAACUCGUCCGACCGAAUCUCGAAUCACGACACGCACCCGUAUUACGCGCCCGAGAGCGCACGAACACGCCCGGAAAAUCACGAAGCGGCUCUGUGUUAUCGUAUGUACGUACUGGGAUCGUGUCCCGGUUGUGCGGGUGAUCCCGCUGUGGAUUUGCGGAACACUAACAAGCGUCGCGGGAGCGAGCCGCCGAGUGCCCAUGCUUCGCAGCGCCCCCGUCCGUCCCCGCGGACUGUGGGAGGCGCCCUGGGGACACGCCCUCGCCUCAAGAGCAGGACGGCUACAACAGCACAGGUGGCGCCACUUUUACACACUUCCAUUUAA
Arctia plantaginis is the source of this 441-nucleotide messenger RNA. NCBI's taxonomy places the organism in Eukaryota, Metazoa, Arthropoda, Insecta, Lepidoptera, Erebidae. The record is from the annotation of a GenBank genome assembly.